This is a messenger RNA of Staurois parvus, 471 nucleotides long. NCBI's taxonomy places the organism in Eukaryota, Metazoa, Chordata, Amphibia, Anura, Ranidae. The record is from the annotation of a GenBank genome assembly.
UGUCCCUUGGACACAGCGGAUCACCGAUCAACGAAAGAGCCGAAGAUGUUGCCUCGGUCACUGAUCAUCAGAGCACUGAUGAUCAGUGUGCCCUGAUAAUCUGUGUAGCCCCAGCAGUGCCACCUAUCAAUGUCCAUCAGUGCCAGCUGUCAGUGCUCAUCCAUGCCACCUGCCAGUGCCCAUCAUUGCCACAUUUCAGUGAACAUCAAUGCCACAUAUCAGUGCCCAUCUGAGCUGCCUUUCAGUGUCACCCAUCAGUGUCAGUCAGUGCCACCUAUCAAUGCCAGUCAGUGCCACCUAUCAGUGCUGCCAAUCAGUGCCACCAAUCAAUGCCAGUCAGUGCCAGCUAACAGUGCCAGUCAGUGCCGCCUAACAGUGCCAGUCAGUGCCGCCUAUCAGUGCCGCCUAUCAGUGCCAUAUAUGAAUGCUGCCUUUCAGUGCCCAUCAGUGAUGCCUGUCAAUACCCAUCAG